This is a messenger RNA of Drosophila busckii, 2109 nucleotides long. It is a transcript of the gene Srp72, whose product is annotated as signal recognition particle subunit SRP72. Gene Ontology annotation, cellular component: signal recognition particle, endoplasmic reticulum targeting. Gene Ontology annotation, molecular function: ribosome binding; 7S RNA binding; protein binding. The coding region runs from base 71 to 2041 and encodes 656 amino acids. Lineage: Eukaryota; Metazoa; Arthropoda; Insecta; Diptera; Drosophilidae. The record is from RefSeq and is a predicted model, not a curated record. The transcript has 4 exons. Gene Ontology annotation, biological process: SRP-dependent cotranslational protein targeting to membrane.
UGUCAAAGUGGAAUUGUUAAACGAAAGUUGCGUGUUUUUUUUUACAAAAGUUUGUUUAAACUAAUAAGGUAUGUCGAAGGAGACAAAUACCAAGGAGGCGUUGGUAAAGGCAGCCUAUAGUGAUGUCAAUAAGUUUGCCAGCAACCAGGAGUACGAUAAGGCUGUAAAAGCAGUCAAUCGAAUUUUGGGAGUUGCGCCAGAUGAUCAGACGGCGCUACACUGUAAAGUUGUGUGUCUUAUGCAGCUUUCGAAGUUCGACGAGGCGCACAAGUUUAUUGAGAAGAAUCGUAUGAAUGGCACGCUAAUUUUUGAGAAGGCUUACUGUGAAUACCGCUUAAACAAGCAGUUGCAGGCAUUAAAAACUAUUGAUGAAGCAGGCAUGCAGCCAUUGCCAGAUAAGCUGAAGGAGUUGCGCACUCAAGUGCUGUAUCGAUUGGAGAAAUACGAAGAAUGCCUGGAGGCGUAUAAGGAUAUCAUCAAGAAUAGCAGCGACGAAUAUGAAGACGAGCGCCGCACCAAUCUCAGUGCAGUCGCAGCUAAUUUGGCAUUGGAUCCAAAUAAGGAUGUACCCGAUGUGCCAGAGGACACUUAUGAACAGUACUUUAAUAGUGCUUGCAUUCAAUCCAAUCGUCAAAAGUUCGUGGAAGCUGAGCGUAAGCUACGCUCGAGCGAAAAACUGUGUCGGGAGUUUCUUGAAGAAGAAGGUGCUAGCGAGGAAGAAAUCAUUGAGGAGUUAGACGUUAUACGCGUUCAGCUAGCGUUUUGCUUGCAGCAGCAGGGCAAGACCAAAGAGGCAGGCAUUAUAUAUGCUGACUGCUUGCGUCACAAGCCCAAAGAUGCUGCUUUAGUAGCAGUUGCCAGCAACAAUGCGGUGGUCAUCAAUAAGGAUCAAAAUGUGUUUGAUUCAAAGAAGAAAAUACGCGCAGCCAUGGCCGAUGUAUGCGAGGCAAAGCUAACAUCACGCCAAAAGCAAAUUAUUGCGUUAAAUAAUUGCCUUUUGGCUUUGUACACGAAUGCCAGCGAUCAAGUGCAGCAGCUGUCGCAAAAACUGGUGCAAAGCUAUCCGAAAAUAGAAUUUGAAGCGCUUCUCAUACGUUGCAGUCAAUUGGCUAAGGAUCAUAAGCACAAGGAUGCCAUUGAGCAGCUCCAAAAGUUUGCAGCAGCGCACAAAACGCAUGAGUUUGUAACGAAGUUUGCCAUUAUACAACUGCAAUUGUUGCAGGGUAAUCGCAAGGAUGCCAUUGAAACAUUGCUCUCGCUGGGCGAGGCCAAGUAUAAGCCUGGUAUUGUCUCAGCUCUGGUAACACUUUACUUAGGCACGGACAACAAACCUGCCGCCUCGGCGGUGCUUAAGACUGCUGUUGAUUGGUACAAGCAGAACAAUGUGAGCAGUGGCGAUUUGUCGGACAUGUGGCGUCAGGCAGCAGAAUUUCAUUUGCGUGGUGGCGCCUCGGAGACGGCUGCCAGUUCGCUGGAGGAGUUGCUCAAGCUGAAACCGAAUGAUAUGAAGGUGUUGGCACAGUUGGUCAUUGCCUAUGCUCAGUUUAAUCCUAAACGUGCGCUAGAAAUUAGCCGCAAGCUGCCCAAGCUGGAAACAUUGACUACCGCCUCGGAAAUCGAUGCACUUGAGGCGGCCAACUGGGUUAUGUCCGCUAAGGCAGCUAAGAAAACAGCAGCCAAUGCUAAGGUAGAAGCCUCCCCUGGCACGCCCGCCGCUGAGAAAAAGAAGAGCGCACAUCGCAAGCGCAAAGGAAAACUGCCCAAGAAUUAUAACGCAGAGGUGGCGCCAGAUCCAGAGCGUUGGCUGCCAAAAUAUGAACGCACUGGCUUCCGCAAGAAGCGUGGUGGAGCACGUGCCAAGGACAUUAUCAAGGGCUCUCAGGGCAUGGCCUCGGGUGCAGCUGAUCAAUAUGAUAUGUCGAAUCGUGUCAAUCUCAACAAGAAUUCACCUGCAACGCCCGUCUAUCAGGAGCCCACACCAGGUCCCAGGCAGCAACAUCGCAAGGGUGGACACAAAAAGAAGAAGGGCGGACGUUUCUAAGGCACGUUCCUAACUUUUAUAUUUCAAUCAUAUAAACAAAAUUACAUUGGGUGUUUUUCUUUACUAUA